Messenger RNA from Didymodactylos carnosus, 1050 nucleotides. Lineage: Eukaryota; Metazoa; Rotifera; Eurotatoria; Philodinida; Philodinidae. The record is from the annotation of a GenBank genome assembly.
AUGGCAGCAAACAUAAGAAAUAUUAGUUAUAAUCGUUCGGAUAUUUAUUGUGAACAUAAAUUACCAUCGUCCUACGAUUUACCAUGGCUUGUAGCCUAUUCAUUUUUAGCUGGUAUUGGUUUAUUCUAUACUAUAGUUGGUUAUCGUUGUUGGCGACUAACAAUGUUCAUAACUGCAUUUAAUCUAUCAUCCUUACUAUUGUACAUAAUUUUAUCAAGUCAACAAAGUUUAAAUGAAGCACAAAUAAUUGGCAUAUCUUGUUCAAUAGCCGUUUUAUUUGGUCUAAUUGGUUCGCUAUUACAGUAUGUUGGAUUAUUCGAACAAGGUUUUUGUUUUGGUUUAAUAUUAUCGAUAAUAACAUUUAUUAUUUGGGAUUUUAAUCAACAUAUAACUAAUUUUUGGAUACCCAUUAUUCUCAUUGUUAGCAUAGGCUCCAUAUGUGCAACUAUAACACUACGUUUUCAAAAAUUAAUGAUUAUUGUUACAUCAUCAUGUUUAGGAUCAGUUUGUCAUUUUAUUGUACUAGAUUAUUUUCUACAAAAUGCAUCAUUAGUCAUUUACAUACAUAAACGAUUGAAAUUUGAAGAUACAAAAUCAAUUUGUUUAAAACACUGGCUAGUAGCCAUUAUUUUAGUUGUAACUAGUGUCAUCGGUAUUUUAAUACAAUACAAUUGUACUGGACGAAAUUACGAUCAUCGAGAUUCAUGGCAACAAAUAAUUAGUGCUGGCCAGAAACGAUAUAAAACAGCAAAUUUAAAAAAAAUUCGACAACAUUAUGAUCAAAACACGGAUACAUUACGUGAACAGAUAAUUCCCAACGAUUCACACGCACGUUUUCGUUAUUUUUAUCGUAUUCGACGUGCCAAUGGCGAUGUAUUGUCACAGGAUUUUAUUCAAAAUGUGAGACAACAGAGCGUUAAUUCACAAUACGAUAACGUUAUUAAUCCAAGAACAACAGCAAAUCCUGCUUCAACAACAUUAACAACACCGAAUAGUGUACAGAAAAAAGAUACCGAUUCAACUACGACAACAUUGACACAUUUAACUUAG